AUGCCACCAAACCAUGAGACGGUCGUUCAUCGCGCCCGCAUUUACGCGGACGUCUGCACCGAAAAGGAGCCCGAGUAUAGCGACUACGAGCAUUUGAGCAUAGCGUGGGGAGACCAGGACCACUACGAGGUGGUCCGAAAAGUCGGCCGGGGCAAGUAUAGCGAAGUUUUCGAGGGCGUCAACGUGGCAGGCGAGACACCAACGCGCUGUGUCAUAAAAAUCCUCAAGCCGGUGAAAAAGAAGAAAAUUUUGCGCGAGGUCAAAAUCCUGCAGAAUCUGCGGGGCGGGCCCAACAUCAUCACGCUCCUGGAUAUCGUUAAGGACCCGCACUCCCGGACUCCCAGCCUCAUCUUCGAAUAUGUGGAGAACACGGACUUCAAGGUGUUGUACCCCACUUUGACGGAUCUGGACAUCCGGUACUACAUCCACGAGCUGCUGAAGGCGCUUCAUUACUGCCACAGCAUGGGCAUCAUGCACAGGCGAGGCUGCGGCUGUUGGAUGGGACCGCACAACGUGAUGAUCGACCACUCGCGGCGGCAGCUGCGGCUGAUCGACUGGGGGCUCGCGGAGUUCUACUUUCCGGAGCGGGAGUUCAACGUUCGGGUGGCGUCGCGCUACUUCAAGGGCCCUGAGCUGCUGGUGGACUACCAGCUGUACGACUACUCCCUGGACAUGUGGAGUCUGGGCUGCAUGCUGGCAGCCAUCGUCUUUAAAAAGGAGCCGUUUUUCUUCGGCCAUGAUAACUACGAUCAGCUGGUCAAGAUUGCCCGGGUGCUGGGCACUGCAGACCUGCAUGCGUACCUGGACAAGUUCGGGUUGGAGCUGGAGCCGCAGCAGGAGGCACUGCUGGGCAGCCACAGUCGCAAGCCCUGGUCCCGCUUCGUGAACGCGGACAACCAGCACCUCGCCACCCCGGAGGCCAUUGACUUCAUCGACAAGCUGCUGCGGUACGACCCCCAAGAGCGAAUCACGUCCAAGGACGCGCUCAACCACCCGUACUUCGAUCCGGUACGCGCCAUGAGCAGCGGCGCCGCGUGAGGAGAAGGAUGAGCCAGACUACUUUCCUCUUGUCUUGCAGUGGUGGUGGUCGGCGGUGGGUUGUGGUGGUGUGAUGCAGUGCCUGUCGAGUGUAGGGCCCGCCGAGGCAGCGGAGGCAGGGGAGGCGUCGACAUUGGGAGCAGUGUCGGUCGGAGCAGCAGCAGGGCAGCCGGCUCGGGUGGUAUUGCCCGGCGGCACACACACAGAGACACACACACACAGGCACACACGGUAGUCGGUUCCGUUAUUGCUGUUGUUGGUGUUAUUGUUGUUGGUCGCCCGGGGUUGUGUAUCUUCCCCCCCCCCUCCAUGUAUGUUGUGAUUCUCCCUUCGGCGUCGGCGGCGGCCCCAGUGGUUCAACUCUUGUGUCUUACCUGUCACAAUACAUACAUACAUGCACACACAUGCCGGGGGGCUGUGUGCGUCACGUGUGUUACAUGGGGUAUAUGUCCACACGUGAUGGUGGUAUGGUGAUGAUGGGAAUAAUGGUGUUAUUGAGAUAACCGUUUAUUCCAAAACCCUUCGUUCCAAACAAACAAACAAAGGAGAACAGCCGCCUGAGAGGUCCUCCAUUACGAGCUUGUAUCGAAGCGGCUGUUGAAGGUGCGCUUGAAGAGGAGGAACGGGGUUUCCCAUAGCCUGAGGUUCGGGUGAGAGACUUGGGCUAGGGUGCCUGCUUCUUAUGACCCUGUGUUGCUGGGGCGGCGGCCGUGGGGCUGAUGGCUCUUCUCUCGUCGAUGCGUUUAUCUCCGGCAGCCGUGAAAUGAACAUGUUGCUUAGGUAGCUGCAUGCUGUACAGCCACCUAUCACUAAUUUAGCAAUGGUGAAGGAAAAUGGAGGUCUUGCAGCAGCGGCCAGCUUGCCGGAAAUCAAAGCGGAAGUGAAAAACUUUUUCCUAAUCUCUCCUACUCACCGUCUACUACUAUACUGCUCCUGUACUUGCCGUGCUGUUGUUCGGCUAAAUGUUGUUGUAACUCUUUUCACAAUGUAUGUGUGUAGCCAACCUUUCGGAUUGUGAUGAGAGGUGUGUAUGUGUUUGUGUGUGUGUGCAUGUCUUGUGUUGUCGCACCAGGCGUUGCGGCCUGUUGUUUGCCUAUCUACCGAUACCUGCGGCCCACGGAGGGACGGACCGGGUUCAGGGAGCAGUCACGAAGCCUGGGGUGCAUGUUGCGGUGGGAGUAGGUGGUAGGGGUCAAGCUGCAGCGCACUUUGCGGGACCUUCCGCCUUCCCCACAAAGACGAGAGCUAAUGAGAAAGAUUGUGUGUGUGUGAGUGUGUGUCGGGGUGGAUGAACUGAUGGAAAUGUACGUAAAAAGUCCCGUCCGUGGCACAUGUUUUUAGGUAGCCGGUGGUGGUGGUGGCGGGUAUAUGCCUGCGGCAGAUGGACGUAUGCAUGUAUGUCCAGGCGCGAGCAAUCUUUUCAUUUUCAUCUUGAUGCGGUUUUGCCACACGGCGCCUGGAUGAUGUGUUCCGACUCAACACUCUGCAACGUGUGCGUUUUGUAGGAUAAGAUGCGCAAUAAACCCUAAAGCGGGGGAUAUCGAAACCCUGGUGCGGACCCUUCCCCAUCGCCCAUCAUCCAACCGACAGGCGUACCUGACCACUUGCACGGCUCUCUGAAUGCUCCUACAUGUGUAUGUACGAAUGUAUGUAUGUAUGUACCUAGGUACAC
Molecule: messenger RNA, 2710 nt
Organism: Volvox carteri f. nagariensis
Lineage: Eukaryota; Viridiplantae; Chlorophyta; Chlorophyceae; Chlamydomonadales; Volvocaceae
Exons: 6
Coding region: 1-1038 (345 amino acids)
Biological process (GO): protein phosphorylation
Cellular component (GO): protein kinase CK2 complex; cytosol; nucleus
Molecular function (GO): ATP binding; protein serine/threonine kinase activity
Source: RefSeq, a predicted model, not a curated record